Molecule: messenger RNA, 354 nt
Organism: Phaeoacremonium minimum UCRPA7
Lineage: Eukaryota; Fungi; Ascomycota; Sordariomycetes; Togniniales; Togniniaceae
Product: putative endoribonuclease l-psp protein
Exons: 1
Coding region: 1-354 (117 amino acids)
Source: RefSeq, a predicted model, not a curated record
AUGCUUAACAAAGCGUAUUGCCACAGCUACGACUACAAGACGGGCAUCAUUUCCCCCGAUGUGGCCGAACAGGCUGAGCAGUGCAUGAAGAACAUUGCCGCAGCUCUCAUAGAGGCCGGAGCCGAGAUCAAGGAUAUUGUCAGAGUGCGCUAUAUCGUCCCGGAUCGCCACGAUUUCCCUAAAACGUGGCCGGUGUUGCAGAAAUGGUUGGGGGAUGUCCGGCCAGCAGCGACGAUGAUUCAGGCGGGAUUGAUGGAGGAGGCCAUGAAGAUAGAGAUUGAGGUGACAGCCCGGAAGUCAGCGACGCCGACUUCAGAUGCUCCUGCUCCUGCUUCUGCUCCUGGCUUUCUUUAA